This is a messenger RNA of Cornus florida, 299 nucleotides long. Its product is annotated as CDPK-related kinase 1-like. The record is from RefSeq and is a predicted model, not a curated record. The transcript has 2 exons. Lineage: Eukaryota; Viridiplantae; Streptophyta; Magnoliopsida; Cornales; Cornaceae. Bases 51 to 284 code for a protein of 77 amino acids.
ACUCUGAAGAAUUUUGUGGUGCGGCCAUAAGUGUGCACCAACUGGAAGCAAUGGAUAGCUGGGAGCAACAUGCACGCCAUGCAUAUGAGCUGUUUGAGAAGGAUGGAAACAGACCUAUUAUGAUAGAAGAACUUGCCUCAGAACUUGGACUCAGCCCGUCAGUACCAGUUCAUGUAGUUCUCCAAGACUGGAUAAGACACUCAGAUGGGAAACUCAGUUUCUUGGGAUUUGUCAGACUUCUGCAUGGAGGUUUGUCUUCGCACAUAUCAGAAGACUUGAAAUAAAAAGCAAGCUACAAA